CGCUGCUGCGGGAGGAGGUGGCCCAGCUGCAGGAGGAGGUCCACCUGCUCCGGCAGAUGAAGGAAAUGCUGAGCAAGGAGCUGGAGGAGACGCACGGCAGCAAGUCCCCGGAGGUGCUCUCGGCCACGGAGCUGAAGGUGCAGCUGGCGCAGAAGGAGCAGGAGCUGGCGCGGGCCAAGGAGGCUCUGCAGGCCAUGAAAGCCGACCGCAAGCGCUUGAAGGGGGAGAAGACAGACCUGGUGAGCCAGAUGCAGCAGCUGUACGCCACCCUGGAGAGCCGGGAAGAGCAGCUCCGGGACUUCAUCCGCAACUACGAGCAGCACAGGAAAGAGAGUGAGGACGCGGUGAAAGCCCUGGCCAAGGAGAAGGACCUGCUGGAGCGGGAGAAGUGGGAGCUGCGGCGGCAGGCCAAGGAGGCCACGGACCACGCCAGCGCCCUGCGCUCCCAGCUCGACCUGAAGGACAACCGCAUGAAGGAGCUGGAGGCCGAGCUGGCCAUGGCCAAGCAGUCCCUGGCUACGCUGACCAAGGACGUGCCCAAGCGCCACUCCUUGGCCAUGCCGGGUGAGACGGUGCUGAACGGCAACCAGGAGUGGGUGAUGCAGGCUGACCUGCCGCUGACCGCCGCCAUCAGGCAGAGCCAGCAGACCCUCUACCACUCCCACCCCCCGCACUCGGCGGACCGGCAAGCGGUCAGAGUGAGCCCCUGCCACUCCCGGCAGCCGUCCAUCAUCUCCGAUGCCUCCGCGGCCGAGGGCGACCGCUCAUCCACGCCGAGCGACAUCAACUCCCCCCGGCACCGAACACACUCGCUCUGCAACGGGGACAGUCCUGGACCGGUACAGAAGAACUUGCACAAUCCAAUCGUACAGUCUCUAGAAGACCUGGAAGACCAAAAACGGAAAAAGAAGAAAGAGAAGAUGGGUUUUGGCUCCAUCUCCAGAGUGUUUGCCCGGGGCAAGCAGCGCAAGUCCCUGGACCCCGGGCUGUUCGACGGGACAGCCCCCGACUACUACAUCGAGGAGGACGCGGACUGGUGACAGCACCGGAGCCUCUCUGGCCCUGCACAUGUACAUAUCCCCCACCCCACACCCCGUCCCACCUGUGGGCGUGUCACCUGUUGUCUUGGGAGCGAUGCAGCUGUGUCGUGACUUCCGGGUUUUUUUUCCUUUUUUUUUUUUUUUUUUUUUUUUUCAUCCCGGUAACUCCUUUGUUGUCGCUUCAGUUUGUCAGUUUGGGUUGGCUUUUUUUGUCCUUGUUUUGGGAGGGUUUUUUUGUUCUUUUAUUCUUGUUCUUUUGACAAAACUUGAAACUUGAAGGACUGCUGUGUCUCUGUAAAUAUGAGAAAUAUUGUGCACUUUGUGCUUGUGACGUCUCUUGUCCGAAACCCGCUGUUUUCCGGAGCCCAGCCCGCGGGAUGUCCUCGCCUGGGGACAAAGGACCUGCCCAGCUGAGGGAUCUUAGAGAGAAAACACAAAAACAACAACAAGCAAAUCUCCUUCGCUGUGAUGUCUUCCUGGCCGAGCCCCUCAGAGGCAACCCGGGCUGGUUGUUACACCUGCCGGUCUGGAAAUAAGUGUUUUAACGUUCCUUUUUAGUUGUUUUAAUUUAUUUGCACAAACCCAGAGGAGCUAUUCUAACUAAAUUAUUGCAGAAGUUUUGGGAUUUUUAUAUUUUUCCACAUCGGUUGGGAUGGGGCGGGGAGGAGGAAGGGGGUGUUUGUACUGUACUGUCCUGGGAAGUUGCUGUUGGGGGGGAUUGGGGCUGUGGAUCCCCAGCCCAGGCUCCCUCAGCUGCCCCAGGAGCACUUAACGCCUUGGAAAACGCAAACCUAAACACGUGCCGGAAAAUCAGACAGGGGGAAGCUGUGGUGGGAGCUUUGCCCUCUGUUUUUCCCUGCUUUUGUUGGGAGCUCACCCUUUGCUUCAAGUAAAAUUUAGGGGGAUCCGGCACGAGCUGGGAGCAAGGGGAGAGGUGAUAUCCCAAGAUAUCCCAUAUCCCAAGACAUUGCCCAGAUAGGGCUGGCCACCCCUGCAGUUUGGGGUGUCCGUGCUGUCGGAGGGGGCUGGGGAAAUCGGUACGAGGCCCCACUGGGAAGGUUUUUCUGGCUUUGGGGUGAUUUGGAAGCACAGGUGGAGCUUGUUUUUCCAAAUCCCUUGGAACUGCCCCCAAACCACCCCCCGGCGCAGCGGCCGCUUCCCCUCCCCACUAACAUGUGCCGUGCUCUGCUUAUGCCAAGAUAAGUACCUUAUG
Molecule: messenger RNA, 2253 nt
Organism: Ficedula albicollis (Collared flycatcher)
Lineage: Eukaryota; Metazoa; Chordata; Aves; Passeriformes; Muscicapidae
Gene: KAZN
Product: kazrin, periplakin interacting protein
Exons: 7
Coding region: 57-1040 (327 amino acids)
Source: RefSeq, a predicted model, not a curated record